AUGUCGGGCUAUCCGCACCCCGACCAUGCUUCGGGCAUGCAGUAUAAUGACCAAUACGCCCAAUUUGGUGCUCCUGCUGCGGAGCAAAGCAAAGCCACUGGAUUUAUGAGAGUGUUUGGUGGAGGACAGAAAAAGACCACAAGAGAUGGGCAACCCGCCAAACGUCGCGGACCGAAACCGGACGCAAAGCCGGCCAUGACCCGGCGACAAGAGCUCAAUCGCCAGGCGCAAAGGACUCACCGUGAACGAAAAGAGCAAUACAUUCGUGCUCUCGAAUCCGAACUCUCUCGGCUGCGAGAGACCUAUAGCGUGGAUAUCAACGCCGCUAAUCAAAAAGUUCAGCAACAGCAGGAGAUGGUCCAGCAUUUGAAAGCGGAGAACGAACGACUGAUGAAAAUACUGAUGGAUUGUGGGAUCCCUGUUCAAACCCAGCCUGAGCCACUCAAUAUCAACACACAGAACGUAUCGCGCACAGCUGGAAGUAGCUCUGUCGGCUCUCAGUCAGCCACCGUCCAUUCCCAGCCCCCAUUUCUGACCACCCCGCCAACAACGUUUAGUUCGCCGCAUAGUGCAGGGAGUGGUGAUGAAAGAACAGGCUCGCGAGGCGAUUCAUCUAUGCCAUUCAUCGGCACUGCUUAUCAUUCCAGCACAGAUCAGGGUGGUCUUGAUUUUUCAACUGGUGCAGAAAGCAACAAAGAGCUUACUUCCAUGCCCGGAAUUUUCGAUGUGGACCCUCAACUGGGAGUUGAUUUUAUACUGCAGUUGGAAGCACCAUGCCGUGUUCAUACAGAAUACCUCUGUCGAACAGCGCAUAAAGAUGUUGAAAAGGAUGCUUUUUUCUCGGGACAUGCUUUGAUGGCUUCAUGUCCACCACCGAGUCACAUCGAAAACGUCUCUGAAGAUAACCAAUACCCGCAUCAAACCUACGAGCUUCCCAUGCCGAAUCUAGAAAAACUGCUGAACCUUAGCAAACAACUGAUCACCGAUGGUCAAGUGACGCCCAUAAUGAUACUGCAGAGUCUGAAAAAUCACGACCAAUAUCGCUCUCUUACAAGAGAUGACAUCAAAAUGAUUAUCGAGACGCUACAUGCCAAGAUUCGAUGCUAUGGAUUCGGUGCGGUGGUGGAAGAUUUCGAGUUACGUGAUUGCCUGCAAAACGUUCUGGGUGCGAAAUUAUACCACAGUCGAAGUCCUCCGUCGCAAGUUGGAGAUGAUGCAUUAUAUCGAUAG
Messenger RNA from Talaromyces atroroseus, 1230 nucleotides. RefSeq lists its product as hypothetical. Gene Ontology annotation, cellular component: RNA polymerase II transcription regulator complex. The record is from RefSeq and is a predicted model, not a curated record. Gene Ontology annotation, molecular function: transcription cis-regulatory region binding; DNA-binding transcription activator activity, RNA polymerase II-specific. Bases 1 to 1230 code for a protein of 409 amino acids. Lineage: Eukaryota; Fungi; Ascomycota; Eurotiomycetes; Eurotiales; Trichocomaceae. The transcript is spliced from 4 exons.